Messenger RNA from Hemibagrus wyckioides, 3278 nucleotides. RefSeq names its product musashi RNA binding protein 1b (gene msi1b). The record is from RefSeq and is a predicted model, not a curated record. Gene Ontology annotation, cellular component: cytoplasm. Gene Ontology annotation, molecular function: RNA binding. NCBI's taxonomy places the organism in Eukaryota, Metazoa, Chordata, Actinopteri, Siluriformes, Bagridae. Bases 134 to 1174 code for a protein of 346 amino acids. The transcript has 15 exons.
CCUCCAUGCCAGUCCCGCUCUACUCUCUCUCUUUACUCUCUCUCUCUCUCUCCUCCUCCUCCUCCUCCCUCUCUCUCUCCCUCUCCCUCUCUCUCUGUAUCUCUCUAUCACUCUCUCGGACCGGACGCACGCGAUGGACUCGGACGGCACUCAGAGCGGCUCGGACUCCCCUCACGACCCCUGCAAAAUGUUCAUCGGCGGUCUGAGCUGGCAGACUACUCAAGAGGGUCUGAAGGAUUAUUUCUGUAAAUUCGGUGAGGUGAAGGAGAGCAUGGUGAUGCGAGAUCCGGUUACAAAGCGCUCCAGGGGCUUUGGGUUUGUCACAUUUGCCGAUCAGGCCGGAGUGGAUAAAGUUCUGGCUCAAACCCGACACGAGCUCGACUCCAAAACGAUCGAUCCGAAAGUGGCGUUCCCACGCCGAGCUCAGCCGAAGCUGGUGACCAGGACGAAGAAGAUCUUUGUGGGAGGUUUAUCCGUGAACACCACCAUCGACGACGUGAAGCAGUACUUCGACCAGUUCGGGAAGGUGGAUGAUGCCAUGUUAAUGUUCGAUAAAACCACCAACAGACACAGAGGUUUUGGCUUUGUGACGUUUGAGAACGAGGAUGUGGUGGAGAAGGUGUGUGAGAUCCACUUCCACGAGAUCAACAAUAAGAUGGUGGAGUGUAAAAAGGCUCAGCCUAAGGAAGUGAUGUCACCAGCAGGGUCCUCCAGGGGCAGAGCGAGGGUCAUGCCCUACGGCAUGGACGCCUUCAUGCUGGGGAUCGGCAUGCUGGGUUAUCCAGGAUUUCAGGCAGCGACCUACACCGGCCGCAGUUACACCUCCAUCACUCCCGGAUACACGUACCAGUUCCCAGAAUUCCACUUAGAGAGGACCCCCCUCCUGACUUCACCCCACCCUCCCGAACUCACAGCUAUCCCUCUGACAGCAUAUAACCCCAUGGCAGCGGCGGCGGCUGCGGCGGCUGUGGUCAGAGGCUCCGCCCCCUCUCGCUCGGCCGGCUUCCUGAGCACCAGCAGUCCUGGACCAAUGGCAGAGCUUUACGGAACAGCCAGUCAGGAGUCGACAGUGAGCAGUUACAUCAGUGCCGCAAGCCCCGCCCCCAGCACCGGCUUCAGCCACAGCCUCGGGGGUCCUCUGAUUGCUACAGCCUUCACUAACGGCUACCACUGAGACCGCUGUUGAAUGGACGAGCCAAUCACGCGCUUCCAUGGAGAAAAAACUACACUAGUGUUUCCUGUGUUUCUCUUACAUCACUUCCUGUACUAACACUGUCUCUGUCUCACUCUUAACAGAAGGACAUGUAAAUAUUUUAUUUCUGGUACGAAGCAGAAGCUUUCUUGUUUUUUAUCUUUUAAAUAUUUUCAUUCUUCCUGUUGAUUUUUUUUGUCCGAGACGCUGUUUACUUUUGUUCCAUGUUUUUUCCGCGACACUGUAGGUUUACGAUCGUAGCCUCACGUUUUAAGAUGUCGAAACAUUGACACGAGCAAUAACGUGUGUCCUGAGCGGGCAUGUGCCGUCUUUACUGUUUACAUCACGAGAAUUCACAGGAGACAGAAGAUAAUAAUGAUAAUAUGUUAAUUUUGCUAAUAACAGCUACAACAGAAAAUCAUCUCACACGUCCUGGCAGCUUAGCUUUUGUUAGCUAGCUAGCUAGGACUAACACUGAACAUUCCCAACAUCUAUAAAGCUCACCUAAAAUCCUCAUGAUCUGUCAUGCUAGCUACCAUUAUCAGUGAUUUCUAGCUAGCUAGCUAACAUUAGCAGAAAGUUAUGAACAAGAACAGUUACUAGUAUGAAAAAAUCCUCUCAGAAAUCCAGUCAGAUUAACUCAUCUUAAGCAGCAUGCUAACCUUAGCAAUAAAGACUUAAAAUAUUUAGAUAAGUCUUUAACCUUAAACACUGUCAUCUUUUGUUAGCUGUAAGCUACCUAGCAUUAGCAGUGAUUACUAGCUAGCUCUCAGUCAGAUUAACUUACUUUGACUCACUAGCUAACAUUAGCAGUGACUUUAACAGUAUCUCUUAAAGUCAUGUUACAUUUUGUUAGAUUAGCUAGCUAGCAUUAUUGGUAAAGAUUACGAGGCAAAUCCUGUCAGGUUUGCUGAUGUUAUGUUUGUUAGCUAGCUAGCAGUGAAAAAGUUUAACUGUAAAUUUCCUCUCAGAAAUCCUGUCAGAUUAACUCAUGUUAGCUAGCUAGCAGUAAAGAUUAUGAACACAUACGAGUUUAUCUUAAGAAACAAUUUACUGUCUAAUCCAAUGUUUUGUUUUUUUUUUCCAAAAUGUCAUGUUUGGUAGCUGGUUAUUUAGCGAGCACAAGCAGGAAAAUCCCGGAAUAUAAUCAUGUGACUUAAAAUUCCACUCCUGUCAGGUUAGCUGAUGCCAUGUUAGCUAGCUAGCCACUGUUAGCAGUGAAAGUAAAUGUUUUGAAGGAAUCCUGUCAGCUUAGCUGGUGAUGUUAACUAGCAAGCUUUAGCAGCUAGAACUAUGGACAUUUUUACACGUGGAUUCAAAAUUCCUCUCAGAAAUCCUGUCAGGGUAGCUAAAGAUGGCUAGCUAACAUUAGCAAUGUGCAGAACUAUGGAUAUUUAUACACAUGGCUUUAAAAUUCCUCUCAGAAAUCCUGUCAGGUUAGCUGAUGUUAACUAGCAAGCUUUAGCAACUAGAACUAUGGACAUUUUUGUGGAUUCAAAAUUCCUCUCAGAAAUCCUGUCAGGUUAGCUGAAGAAUGCUAGCUAACAUCAGCGGUGAAAUGAUCAAAUGAGGUUUAAAAUGUUCUGUUGAAAUGUGCCAGGUAACAUCUUAGGUAGCUAGUUAGCUAACUAGCAUUAUCUGUAACAAUAAUGUGAUAUGAAGCCACUCUCAGAAAUCCUGUCAGGUUAGCUCCUGUCGUUAGCUAGCUGGCUAACAAAGCUGUAUAGUGCCACGUGCAGGCGUUACCGUGGCGACCGGCACAUGCCUCGUCCUGAACACUGUUCGAUUUCAUUUUUUAAAAAAAGGAUACGAUGCAUUUUUUUCAGAUGCUAAUUUUUCUACGGAAAAUAAAUAUUCGGAAGGAAUGUCGAAAACAAAAUGUAUAUUUUUGGUAGUUUUGGAACUGGAUUUUAUGAUAUUUGAUGGUGAUCAGAUGAACCAAGGACAUAUUUUUCAUGGAAUUUGAUCUUUUUUUGUCUUGUAAAGGAUUUUAAACGCCGUCUUUUGGAUCUUUUUGAGAUCAAAAUCGAUUCACUGUGGAAAACAUCUGUGAUGUGUGUGUGUGUGUGUGUGUGUGUGUGUGUGU